CACGUUAAAUUGCUAUAAAUGUGUAUGUAGUUUGGUGCGACUGGACCAAAUGCUCAUCUCCCUUUGCUGUCAGCUCCUGUGUGUGUGAGCUGGUGGGAGGAGUGCAGCUGGAAGAGAAACACUUUGACAAGCUUACUUGGUUUUAAGUAACUAGUCUUUUAGCUAACGUUAUUUUUUUUAACAUGGGACGUUACAAAGCUCGGUUAUUUAACUGGUGUGUGUGUGAUAUGAACCCCUGUUAACGCUAAAUUUAAAAGCUAGCAUACUAGCUAACCUAACUCAUUCAGCUUGCUAGCAUAUUAGCUAUAGCUGCCUAGCCACCUGUAACAGUAGUUUGCGUUUUUUCCUUGCUUCCAGUCAUCUAAUACAUGUCGAUAUGACACACAGGAAAGAAGUAUUUCAGUCAAAGGUACUCCAGAAGCUUUACCCUGCAGCUCCCAAAUUGGAGAAGGAUCCCAGCCUGCCACGCAUUGUUGAAGCUUUAGCCAAAAAAACCCAUGAGAAAAGAAAAGCUUCUCAAGCGGACACUGCUAACAGAGAUGCAGGGAUAACACAGAGUGCAGCCAGUCCAGGCAGGCGGAUGUACACGGUCCUACCCCCUCCCGCAGACUACAAGACAGAUUCAGAGAAAUCCGUCACGCUUCCCCAGCUAGAAAACAUAAAUAGUGCCGAGAACCCAGCUGAGGAGAGCGUCCAUGAGAGCAAUGAAGAUCUCGACCAAGAUAAAGAAGCAGAGGAACAGAAAAGAAGGAGGAGAAGAAGGAAGAGGAAACCAAACUUUCAUGAAAACUCAGGGAAAGACGGAGCACCUACAAUGAGAGAGACCUGUACAGGUCAAGGUCAGACUCCUGUGGAUGAGGGAGGGGAGCGCAUUAGCAGGAACAAGAAAAGAAAGCUAAAGAAGAAACGGCACAAAGAAAAGCUGCUUUCCAUGGGUCUAAUGCCCCAGGCAUCUGCCCUGGAGUUCACAUACCAAAAAGAUGGGGAGGAGGAGGAUGAGAGGAGAGCUGCUGAGGUGUCAGACUUUCUCAGGACAACAAUGGAAAUCUAUAUGUCUGAUACCUCGUUGCAUGUAGACAAGCUUCCUCACUUAUCUGGGAUGGUGGACGACCUUUUGAGCAGCAUAGCCAGCGGAAACAAGCCCGCCUCUCUCCUAAAGCAGCUGUACAGUCUCAAGGCCUUUGUUCAACAGAAGGAGACAGACAGACUAGCAAAAGCACUGGAGGAGCUCUACAACAACUCCUCCAUGUCUGGAGACGAAACCACUGCGGUCGUUUCACUGUUCCAAUACUGGAUCACAGACAUUCUUCCCUUGCAGGGAGACAAGAAGACAGAUUUUUCUACAACACACCCAUGAGACUGUCAAUCACACAAACACAGUGACAGUACUGAAGGAUUAUUUCCACUGUGUUUCAUCAUUUUAAACAAGAAUAUUCUUGUUUUUUUUUUCUCAUAUACUGCAUUUCAAAAGUGUUGGGCAUACCAUGAUGCUAUGUGAAUGUUUUUAUUAAAUAUUUUUGCCUUUUUA
Molecule: messenger RNA, 1528 nt
Organism: Thunnus maccoyii (southern bluefin tuna)
Lineage: Eukaryota; Metazoa; Chordata; Actinopteri; Scombriformes; Scombridae
Product: glutamate-rich protein 1
Exons: 6
Coding region: 377-1357 (326 amino acids)
Source: RefSeq, a predicted model, not a curated record